Messenger RNA from Quercus lobata, 1050 nucleotides. RefSeq lists its product as uncharacterized. The record is from RefSeq and is a predicted model, not a curated record. The transcript has a single exon. Bases 92 to 607 code for a protein of 171 amino acids. Lineage: Eukaryota; Viridiplantae; Streptophyta; Magnoliopsida; Fagales; Fagaceae.
GUAGUUUUGACGAUGUGAUUGACGGAUUCACCGGCCAGUAGUUGCACUAGGUGGAGCAUCCCCCAAUCUCUGUGAUCUGGUGAAUGAAAAAAUGCAGCCCGGUUUUGAAUUCAUAACCUUUGUUAACCGAUGGAGGAAUUUAGCAGCUAAAGCAAAAUGGAACAUAAAAGAGGAAGAUGCAGUACAAAUGGUUAUCGAUAACCAGCAUGGGCCCAUCAAGGAAGCGAUGGUGCUAAGAGAUUUCCGAACAUUCCCUCAACUGUUUGAACGAGCUGCCCGCAUGCAGAGGAGUAUAAAAGACGGGUCUAUCACUUUCCUCAGGAACUGUUCUAAUGGGGGAGAGGGCAAGCCGAAGAAUACCCUAAGAACCCAGCAGCCUACUCAAGAGGUUACCAUCACUCCGGAUCAAAUUAAUGCGGUUCAAGCACAGCAGAAUGCACAGAGACAACAGAGCACCCGGAAUCAGCAAGCCAUCCAGGGGGCCGGGGCCGUCCCCCAACCCACUCAAAAACCUCCUACCCAAUCGCAACCGCAAAACCCAGCGCAAGCCCCGCCCAGACCCGCUUAUAACAACGCUGCGCCUCCGGCCAAUUAUGAUCCUCAGUAGCAACAAGGUGCUCCCAAGCGACCCUAGGGACCCAAUAGAGCUCACUACCCGCCAUUACCCCUAUCCAUUCCUACCCUAUUCUCCAUCCUUCUGGCCUCGGAAAGACCCGAGCCUUCCGGUUUUUUGCUAUAUAAAAGCUUUCCAGCCAAGCCGAGAUGCUCGCCUCGAUGCGGUAGAUAAGUGGGUAGGUUCGCGAUAGGAGGACUGGCCCUUUACUUGCAUGGGAUAGCGAAGCCGCUCCAAUCCACUAGCAAAAACCAAAUUCUUAGACUCAACUAAAAUGUUGUAGCAUUGAUUGAGCGAAGCCGCUCUGCAAUAGUGAAGGAGCGGCUUGUCUGUCUCAUAUGGCAGGCAAUUCACUUUUUGCUGUCUACUUUAGAAGCUCCUUUUUGCAUGCGCUCUACUGUAUCUGCCGCAGGUCUUAUCAGCUUAUGUACUAAGCG